UCUGUCAGCUCAAGCAUGCAACCAGGAAACCAGUGCACAUGGCUCAAGGUGAAGCACACAACAGUGGGCUCAAAACUAAACCCUGCUGGAGUUCCCCGUGUGAAGAAGGGUUGAAGGGAAGUGGAGCGACGGAGGGAUGGGUGAGAAAACAUAAUACACUGAAGGCUUGGAGUGAGCACUGAUGUAGACACUGGAACUAGAAGCAACAGAAGUCAGCAAUGGCAGCCAGCAUCCUCGACUACGAAGAACAUCUCAACUGCACUGAUGUCGACCAACGGAUGAAGCGCUACUACCUGCCUGUCUGCUACAGCGUCAUCUUUGUGGUGGGCCUGGUGGGCAACAUCACUGCCAUUAGCAUCUACCUGACGAAGCUGCGCCCCUGGAAGAGCAGCAGCAUCAUCAUGGUCAACCUGGCGCUGACGGACCUCCUCUACGUGCUCAGUCUGCCCUUCCUGGUCUACUACUACAGCAACGGGGAAUCGUGGACCCUCGGUGACUUCAUGUGCCGCUUUGUGCGCUUUGGUUUUCAUUUCAACCUGUACGGGAGCAUCCUCUUCCUGACGUGUCUCGCAGUUUUCCGUUACGUGGUGGUGAUUCAGCCUCUGAGGGCCGCUGAGGUGCAGCAGAAGGUUUGGGGAAUAGUUGCGUGCACAGCCGUCUGGAUCAUCACUGCUGCCGAAGUCACACCAAUGUUGACGAUGAUAUCCUUGGAUAAACGCAACAACAAGACCUACUGCUUGGACUUUGCUAGCGCCAAACAUAUCCACCUGCGCUGGUACGGCUGGCUGCUCACUGCAAUCGGAUUUCUACUCCCCCUUGUGGUAGUAUCCAUGUGUUACAUCGGUAUCGUGAAGCAAUUAGCGAAAGGGCUCUCCACGUCCAGUCCGUUCAGGAAGCGCGCGCGGUGCGUGACCGUGUUGAUCCUGGUGGUGUUUGUGGUGUGUUUCCUGCCAUAUCACAUCCUGCGUGUUUUGCGGAUAGAAACUAGAACGACGUCAUGCACGGUGGAGCGCAUCGUGCAUGCAGUGUAUAUUAUCUCCAGGCCUCUGGCUGGUGUCAACACGUUUUCUAACCUGGCUCUGUACACUCUGUCAGGGGAUAAGUUCAGGAGGGCCUUCAUCAGCACUUUUUACCCUGAAAACUGUCUGACAAAGGCUAGGUCAGUGCUCCACCUGGCCAUCAUCAGCAAGGCAGGCCCUGACAUGCCGGCUGACCACGCCAACGCCAGAAUGACUUCCAUCUUUUUUGUGGAAUUAUUUUAAGCCUUCCGAGUCAGACACAAUGUCGGGAAAGCUGCAUGAUCUCCAUUGUGUGCUUCCCACAGACAAGAAAUAGUUGUAUAUGCCAACGCCUGAAAUGUAAAUAAAACUGUUUUAAAAUUAAAGCUGUUAGAAGUGCAUGUAAAGUGUCAG
Trematomus bernacchii (emerald rockcod) is the source of this 1412-nucleotide messenger RNA. RefSeq names its product 2-oxoglutarate receptor 1-like. The coding region runs from base 219 to 1262 and encodes 347 amino acids. The transcript has 2 exons. Gene Ontology annotation, biological process: G protein-coupled receptor signaling pathway. Gene Ontology annotation, cellular component: plasma membrane. Gene Ontology annotation, molecular function: G protein-coupled receptor activity. The record is from RefSeq and is a predicted model, not a curated record. Lineage: Eukaryota; Metazoa; Chordata; Actinopteri; Perciformes; Nototheniidae.